GACCAAUCAAGACACGUUUUACGUCAUGCAGCGACUUUGGUCUGUCGCUGUCAAACGUGUACUGCUUGUCAGAAUGUGUUUAGUUUCGUGAUUCCCGUGUUUAUUUAUGAUUUUUAUGAAAGGGAGCUAAAAUUAUUCAGAAUGAACCUCAAAGCUGCAUUAGCCAUUUGUAUGGUGUUUGUGGGAUGUUGUUCCAAUGUUGUGUUUUUGGAAUUCGUCGUUAAGGAAGACCCAGGCGCGGGAAAUCUGGCAACAUUCCUGCAAUUCUUAUUUAUAGCUUGUAUUGGUUUCUGUACCGUUGGAAAAUUUGGUACAGCUAAACGAAAUAUACCAUUUAAACAAUACUUGCUAUUAGUAGGAUUUUUCUGGACAAGCAGUGUUGCCAACAAUUACGCGUUUGAUUUUAACAUAUCUAUGCCACUACAUAUGAUAUUCCGAGCCGGUUCCCUCAUGGCAAAUAUGGCUAUGGGCGUCUGGAUCUUGAAGAAACGCUACCCAGUAUUAAAAUACUUAGCUAUAUUCAUGAUAUCCGCUGGUAUUGCCAUAUGUACAAUACAAUCGAGCGGGGAUGUAAAAGCACCUAGAGAAACGCAUGAAGAUGCUGCCGAGGAGGAGAAACUAAAAUUCAUAGAUUGGCUCUGGUGGUGUUUGGGAAUAGGAAUUUUGACCUUCGCUCUAUUCGUAUCAGCGAGAAUGGGUAUCUUCCAAGAAUCCCUGUAUUCUAAAUUCGGAAAACAUCCGUGGGAGGCGCUUUACUACACGCAUUUACUGCCUCUGGUAUUUUGGCUACCGACAGCUACUAAUUUGACAAACCAUGUUAGCAUAGCGUUAGAUACACCAGUUGUGGAUUUCCUUGGGUUUACUCUACCGCGCCAAGUCCUAUGGCUAAUUUUGUAUGUGUUAACACAAGGUCUGUGUAUCAGCGCCGUGUAUGUAUUGACUACGGAAUGUGCAUCCCUAGUUGUGACUUUGACGGUUACACUACGAAAGUUCGUAUCACUUAUAUUUUCUAUUCUGUAUUUCAAAAAUCCCUUCACACUUGGUCAUUGGACCGGUACUUUAUUAGUCUUUAUUGGAACUAUGAUAUUCACAGAGAUAUUACAGAAAUCAAUCGCUUUGUUUAUACCUAAGGGGAAGAAGAAAGUGCAGUAAAUUAGAAACAUUCGUAAAUGCAAUAGUUAAUUUUAUAUUUUAUAAGUGGUUUAUAUGAGUUGCAUUAUGAUAAGGAUAUCUGUUGUAUAGUGGUAAGGCAUAAAAACUGCUGUGUCAUUAAUACGUGAUAGAUGGAUAUUAUAGUAAACGAUGACUAUGUUUAAUAAUCCUAAAGUUCAAACAAACAUAUUAUAUAAGACUUUUCAAUGAUAUUUAUAUUUAUUAUUCUGAAUAUUUAUAUUU
Messenger RNA from Pieris napi, 1395 nucleotides. It is a transcript of the gene Efr, whose product is annotated as UDP-xylose and UDP-N-acetylglucosamine transporter. NCBI's taxonomy places the organism in Eukaryota, Metazoa, Arthropoda, Insecta, Lepidoptera, Pieridae. Bases 142 to 1152 code for a protein of 336 amino acids. The record is from RefSeq and is a predicted model, not a curated record. Gene Ontology annotation, molecular function: UDP-xylose transmembrane transporter activity; UDP-N-acetylglucosamine transmembrane transporter activity. Gene Ontology annotation, biological process: transmembrane transport. The transcript has 2 exons. Gene Ontology annotation, cellular component: Golgi membrane; endoplasmic reticulum membrane.